Rubroshorea leprosula is the source of this 1509-nucleotide messenger RNA. The record is from the annotation of a GenBank genome assembly. NCBI's taxonomy places the organism in Eukaryota, Viridiplantae, Streptophyta, Magnoliopsida, Malvales, Dipterocarpaceae.
UUGCUGAUUUUAUAACGAAGCGCUGCCGAAGUGAAACAAGAGCAACUUGUCAUCUGAACUUGCAGUUGUCUAGAAAAUCUUUCAUGUGUUUUAGUUCGGCCACCAUAAGUUCAGGUAAUCUCUUGAGCUCAACUUUUGAUUUCAAUAUCUAAUCUAACUUGUUUCAGACCUAAGACUAAGUUUGAUAGGGAACAUUAGGAAUGGGUCUGAGAUCGAAGUAGAGAGUGAGGGAAUUAGUUCAGGAUCCUAAUUGUUGUCCCCAUCCUACUUGUAGUGAGUCACGAAACAUGUCUUCAGAAGAGAUACUAAGUGUUGGAAUUGGAGUAGGGGUGCAGGAGUUGAGUUCAAGUAGAAGUAGCGAAGUAGAAAGUUCGAGGAGUAAGGGGAGUGAGAGGGUUGGAGGUGAAAUGGAAGAGGUUGGGGUUCCUUCCAAUGUUUUGGAGGUGGAUGACGAUAGGGCUAAGUAUUACAAUGAGGAAGAGGAGGUAGUUUCGGAGUUUCGGAGGUGGUGGGGUAUGAGAGUUCAUGGAGGAGCAGAAGUUUCCAAUGCUCGAGCUGUUAGUAGUGUUGCUGGUGGAGUACGGGCUGGGAAUAACACAACUCGUCCCAAACGUUGUUUGGCUGAUCCUAGGAUUCCUAGUCUAUUGCCGAACAUGAGGAUCGUUGCCCUUCUUGAGAAAAGGUCAAAGGCUCCAACUGCCCCUGGUGUGGACGAGAGGGUAAUGGGUGGGACUUCGAGGAAGAAGGUAGAGGAGGUGCAACAGCCUCAACUUGAUGCCUUGGUUGAGUUUGUGCCUCGACCUCCAUCGGUGCAGAUUGAUCCAUCUCUACGUGAAGUGGUGGUGGUGACGCAUGGGAAGGGGAAGGAAUCCCCUAUCCCGAGGCAGAAAUCGAGCUUCUAUGAAAGUACAAGCAAGAUUGCUGCCAAAUGCUUCAUCAGAUCCACUUUUCCCGAGGUGGACCUUAAGAGAGCUCAACAUGAGCUCAAGAAGGUUAAGGAGGACUUGGCUUUUGCCAAGGCAGCUACUGAGGUUGAGGUGGAGAAGAGGAAGAAGGCCAAGGCACGAGAAGAGUUGGCUGAGGUGCAAAAGAAAUCCGAGUUGGAGGUGCACAACUCAAUUGAGCAGCAUGUCUCCAACUUUGUCAAUUCAGCGACAUUUUCAAAGAUUAUGGACCUCUUCCGCAUGCCUACACUUGUGAUGGUGUUCAACGAUUGCCGGAAGAAAGUGAAGGCUCAAAAUCCUAAGGUCGACGUGACAAAAAUCACUUUCGAACCUCAGGACAUUGGGGUGGAAGAAGAUGGGGAGAGUAGAACAGCUGAAUUCCGCUCAGACAUAACUCUCAAUCAGGUCGAGGUUCCUACAAAUGCCGAGGUCGGAGAUAAUGAUGCUGAGCAAGAGGUGGAUCAACAGCAUCUAGCGAUCGACUGAUUUCGGCCAGCUCUUCUAAAUUUUGAUGUAUUUUUAAGAACAUUGUAUUUUUAAUUUUUAAUGAAUGAAAUUAGAAUUU